Messenger RNA from Scaptodrosophila lebanonensis, 2010 nucleotides. RefSeq names its product UNC93-like protein. Gene Ontology annotation, cellular component: plasma membrane; striated muscle dense body. NCBI's taxonomy places the organism in Eukaryota, Metazoa, Arthropoda, Insecta, Diptera, Drosophilidae. The record is from RefSeq and is a predicted model, not a curated record. The transcript is spliced from 7 exons. Gene Ontology annotation, molecular function: potassium channel regulator activity. Gene Ontology annotation, biological process: regulation of potassium ion transport; regulation of muscle contraction. Bases 198 to 1772 code for a protein of 524 amino acids.
UCUCGGUCUCUGUCUCGGUCUCUGUCUCGACUUCAGUCCCGAUCUGCGACUUGACUCGCUUCCGCAUUGCAUUCGAAAGAUAAGACGCGUGUACUCGUGUUUGUGCUGCCCAAUUGAGUGCGAAUUGUUGUAAACAAAGCAACAACAAGUGUUUGGAACAGCCAACACAUAAACCGCGGCGAACACAUCAGCACGCCAUGGUCUACCCCCAUGCACCCGAUGGGUCCAAUGCGCUCGACGAGGAGCUGGCGAACGGAGCCAGAGCAGGAGUGGGAGCGGGAGUGGCAGUUGGAGCCGAAGUGGAGAUGACGUCUGCGAAUGCCACUGCGAACGAGAAGAAAGUCAAUCAACGUCAGUACGAGCCGCGUGAACGCUUGAUUAUCACCAAAAACGUGGUUGUCAUUGGUUUGGCAUUCAUGGUACACUUUACGGCCUUUCACGGCACGUCGAAUUUGCAGAGUUCCGUGAAUGCGGACAAGGCGCUGGGAACCACUACUCUGGCUGUCAUUUACGGAUCACUCAUAUUAUCCAACAUAUUCCUGCCAAUGACGGUGAUUAGUUGGUUCGGUUGUCGACUGACCAUGGCGCUGGCCCUGUUCGCCUACAUGCCGUACAUAGCCGCUCAGUUUUAUCCGCGCUUCGAGACCCUCAUACCCGCGGCUCUGAUGGUGGGCUUUGGUGGCGGGCCGCUUUGGUGCUCCAAGUGCACUUAUCUGUCCACAGUAUCGGAGGCUCUGACCCAAGUGCGUGGAAGCAACUCACGCAAGGAUGUGAACACAGUUAAGUUCUUUGGACUGUUCUUCAUCUUCUAUCAAAUGGCACAAGUCUGGGGCAACCUCAUAUCAUCGUCCGUUCUGACGUUAAGCGGUGGCGAGACAUCGCCCACGUCCCCAUCCUCGAACAGCAGCGAUUGGGAGCUGGAACCACUGGAGGCGAGCAUAAGUCGUGUGGGUGAGCUGUGUGGUGCGCGCUUUUGUCCCGGUAUUGGUGCCGAGGUCAACCCGAAUCUGGUCCCGCCCGCCCCAGAGCAAAUUCAAUUGCUCAACUCCAUUUUUCUGGUCUGCAUGGCCGCUGCUGUAGUCAUGAUGAUCUUUGGCGUUAGUUCCCUGAAGCGCUAUGGCGUCAAGCGUGGGGAUACGGGCGGUGGCAUCUCUGGUCUGAAAUUGCUCACCGUAACCAUUAAUUUGCUUCGCAAGCGUCGCCAAAUACUGAUGCUUCCAAUUACAAUGUUUAUCGGACUGGAGGAGGCCUUUCUCGCCGUGGAUUUCACACGCUCCUUUGUGGCCUGUGGCUGGGGCAUCUCAAAGAUUGGCUUCGCCAUGAUAUGCUUCGGCAUAGCGAACGCCAUAGCAGCGGGAAUAGCAGGCGCACUGGUCGAGCGCAUAGGACGUGUCUCGCUGGCAGCAAUGUGUGCCAUCCUGAAUCUCUGCCUGCUCACCUACAUGUACAGCUGGGAGGCGCGAGAAGGCGACUACGUGAGGUAUUGCGCCUUUGCAGCCGUUUGGGGAAUUUGCGACGGCGUGUGGCUGGUUGUUGUCAAUGCGUUUUAUGGCAUCUUGUUUCCGAAGCACUUGAUUGCCGCUUACAGCAACUUCCGCCUGUGGGAGAGCACUGGUUCGGUUAUUGGCUACGUCAUCAGCUCCCAGCUCUGCACCUCCACCAAGUUGGUGGUCUUGAUGGCCGUAAUGCUGGUUGGCUGUGUUGGUUACGGACUCAUCGAGUACCGCGUCUGGCAGAAGCAAAAGAACCUGGACGCAAUGCUAAGCGACUGAAAUCCCUCGAAUCCCUUGCCAUUCCAUUUAAAUAUUUGUGAUAUGCCCACCAACAGCACAAAAACUCUACAUUUACGUUAAGAAUCACUAAAAUUCUGGAAGAAGAAAGUUUUGUGGCGUUAUCUAUGAGGAACACGUUUAUAAAUGAGGAAAUGAAAUUAAAUAUAAUGUAAAUAAUUAUGUAUAAUUUGAAGGAAAAAAACAAUAAUAAUAAUAAAACAAUAACAUUAAUUAUAAA